AUGGCAACCGUCGUCCAGUGGGCCCGUGCCUGCGGCAAACACAUCUCCAUCUUUGUAGCCAAGCAUGACACUAAAUCGGCGAAGCGGCUGCGCGUCGAAGAGCUGGGCGACGUGCUCCGCCGCGGAGACGACUCGCAGCUGCCAACCCCGGGCCUGUUCUUCUACGCGCGGGGGAUGCCGGUCGUGGUGACUCGGAACCAGUUUAUUAGGCUGAAGGUCGUCAACGGGACACCUUUCAAGGCCGUCGACAUCUUCCCUGAUCCCGCCGCCGGCACCAUCGCCUUCGCCAGCGAUGUGACUCUUCAUCUUGGACCGCCGGUGGCCGUCCUCCCUCAGUCAGACGAUAGCGCGGGCCUCGCCAUCCCCGGGCUCCCCAAUGGCACGAUCCUGAUCAAGAGCAAGACGGUCGCCAUCCCGAGCCAAAUGCGGGGCAAAGAAGGCAGAUGGAGGGGCAAGCCGGGUUUCAGGUGGGUCACCCACAGAACGGGGCCUCUCUGCACACCGGCCUUCGCUAUGACAGAUCAGAAGAGCCAAGGCAAGCAGUUCUCCAACGUGCUCGUCAACCUCAAAGGCGUCCACUCGAGUGGCACGGCGACUCGACCCAGCUUCAUGAGCUUGUACGUGCAGCUGUCGAGGGCGCAGAGUUGGGACGGGCUGCAUCUGUUUCGGAAACCGGCGCGUGGCGACUUUAUCGAGCCCAAGAAUGUGCUUGACAAAGACAUGAGGGAGGCUAUCGUCAAGCUGGAACGACAGGGCGAGGAGACCAGACGGCGGUUCGAGCAAGACCACAGGCACGAGUCGUGGUUCCAAGAAUGGGAUGCAAUGCUUGAAUCUGGCCAGGGGCUGAAACCGAUGACGUAG
Chaetomium globosum CBS 148.51 is the source of this 861-nucleotide messenger RNA. RefSeq lists its product as uncharacterized. NCBI's taxonomy places the organism in Eukaryota, Fungi, Ascomycota, Sordariomycetes, Sordariales, Chaetomiaceae. The transcript has a single exon. The record is from RefSeq and is a predicted model, not a curated record. Bases 1 to 861 code for a protein of 286 amino acids.